CCCACUUGUACGCAUCUCUUAGUAUGCCAUCUAUUUGUUGGUGCCCGGACAACCUUUGGCUUCUUGCCAUACCUCUGCUGAUCAAUGCUCAGCCUCUUGUCGAUUUGGCACGCAAUUUGGAAACCUCAUUGCUGAAUACGCGCCUGCCAGAUACGCAAGCAUUCGAAGAUGCCUAUGAUUUCAUAAUUAUCGGUGCCGGUUCAGGUGGUUGUGUUGUGGCGAAUCGGCUCAGUGAGAUUAGCAAUGCGACAGUGCUGCUCUUGGAAGCGGGCGAUCAAGAGACGUUCUUGAGUGACGUUCCCCUCACAGCUGCACUCACGCAGAUGACACGCUACAACUGGGGUUAUAAAUCCGAUCCGACACCCAAUGCCUGCCAGGGCCUUAAAGGCGGCGUUUGUAAUUGGCCUAAAGGCCGCGGCGUCGGUGGUACGAGUCUCAUUAAUUUCAUGCUGUACACGCGUGGACACCGCAAAGAUUACGAUCAUUGGGCGGCACUCGGCAAUAAGGGUUGGAGUUAUGACGAAGUUUUGCCGUAUUUUAAGAAAUCCGAAAACAUACAUAUCAAAGAAUUGCGCAAGUCACCCUACCACGGACGUGAUGGACCACUUGACGUCAGCUAUACAGACUUUAAGUCGAAAGUCUUACAAGCUUUUCUAAAAUCAAGCCACGAAAUGGGCUACGAAAUAACCGACACGAAUGGCGAGCAUUUAAUGGGUUUCGCGCGUGCGCAAGCAAAUCUACGCAACGGUCGACGUUGUAGUACGAGCAAGGCUUUCAUAAGACCAAUAGCGGGAAGACCAAAUUUACAAAUCUCAAUGAAAUCUUGGGUGACGCGUAUCUUGGUGGAUCCAGUGACUAGAGUGGCAAAUGGCGUUGAGUUUAUGAAGCACCAUCAACGGUAUGUGGUGAGAGCGAAGAGGGAAAUUAUACUCUCGGCGGGAGCGAUUGCAUCGCCGCAGUUGUUGAUGUUGUCAGGCAUAGGACCGCGAAAGCACUUGGCAGAGCUGGGUAUACCGGUGAUGCGUGAUCUGCAGGUGGGCUACAAUAUGCAAGAUCACGUGACGCUGAAUGGACUGGUAUUUUUAGUGAAUGAUACGAUGACUUUAAAUGAUCGACGCCUAAUAAAUCCAGCAGAUAUUCUGCAUUAUAUACUGCAAGGGAGAGGACCUUAUACGAUACCUGGUGGCGCUGAGGGAUUUGCUUUUGUGCGCACGCCAAAUGCGACAGUUGAUAAGGACUAUGCUGAUAUGGAGAUCGUGCUGGGCGCGGGUUCCUUAAGCGGCGAUCACAUGGGCUCUCUGCGUGAUCUGCUCGGCAUGCCAGAUGAUUUCUAUUACAAAGUCUACGAAGGUCUGCACGAAAAGGAAACUUUUGGACUGGUGCCAGUACUUUUGCGUCCUAAAAGUCGCGGCCGCAUCUCACUGCGUAGCACAAACCCUUUCCAUUGGCCACGUAUGGAGCCCAACUACAUGCAAGAUCCAGACGAUGUACGCGCCAUGUUGGAGGGUGUGCAGUUGAUCUUUCAAAUAACACAAACGAAGUCUAUGCGCCGCAUAGGCACCGAAUUCAAUGCGAAACCCUUCUUGGGUUGCGAACAUUUGACUUUUCACAGCAAAGCGUAUUGGCAGUGCUGCCUGCGUCGUUAUGGCUCCAGUUUGCAACAUCAAGUGGGCACUUGUAAGAUGGGCCCGGCCACGGACUCGGCGGCUGUGGUGGAUCCACAAUUACGUGUUCAUGGCAUUAAGCAUCUGCGUGUGGUGGAUGCUUCGAUUAUGCCAACUAUACCCUCUGGUCACACUAACGCCAUUGUAAUAAUGAUUGCCGAAAAGGCGGCCGAUCUGAUAAAGAAUUCGUGGCGUAUGAGAAGUUAGAGCAAGCGUGUACGCGUGCGCUGAAUAGCUUUAAGUUUUUAUUUAUUUUGUGAAAAUUUUGAGUAAUUAGAUUAUAAGUUAUGUACUUUGAGUACUUAAGUAAAUUCUCGCCAUGAUUGUGAUCAACGAAAGCACUAACCCUGCCAUUAGCCAAAUAUUUUAAUAAAUUUGUAAAUAAAUGUGGAAAUUUUCAUACAAUACAAGCAGAAUACCCGCAUGCUUUGAGGCGAUGCCUGAUAAGAACUUUUGGUUUGUCUUAUGCAAAAAUAGCACCGAAAAGCAAAAAUGGUUUGUAAGAUAAAAAUUCUUCGUUUAAGUUGAAACUACCGAAGAGCCUUCAGGAAUAGUAGCGCUGUAAUGCAAUAUGAAAUUCUCAUCACUUUCGAUGCUAUCAGCUUUGCCGAUGGUCUUAUUUAAAUGUGUGGAGCUCCGCAAGGAUUUCUUAAAUGAUUUUUCAAGCUUGAUCCGGAUUAAGUCCUAGAGUUAAUUCCCAAACUUAACUCGGAUCAAGGGAAUAUUCGCUGACAACACUGACUAAAACAUAGAGAUCGUAGAAUAGAGAGAAAGUGCAAAACUAGCGAUAGCCGAGUGGUGAGGGCUCCGUACUACAAGCCUGCAGGUCUCAGGUUCAAUCCUAAGUUGGAGCGACUAUAAAAUAACUAACUAAAACAACUUAAAAAAAUAUAGAAGUUAUAAUUGAAUAAAUAAAAGAAAUCUAAUGAAUAUUCUACUGGCCGUGGGAUUCGAACCUAAGAGCUCGUGGCUCGUAAAUCCGCAUUGCUGCCGUCUGUCUAGGCACAAUUUUGAUCAGAUCAAUUGUGACGUUAAUCCGGAUCAACGAUGCC
Molecule: messenger RNA, 2716 nt
Organism: Rhagoletis pomonella (apple maggot)
Lineage: Eukaryota; Metazoa; Arthropoda; Insecta; Diptera; Tephritidae
Product: glucose dehydrogenase [FAD, quinone]-like
Exons: 5
Coding region: 24-1871 (615 amino acids)
Molecular function (GO): flavin adenine dinucleotide binding; oxidoreductase activity, acting on CH-OH group of donors
Source: RefSeq, a predicted model, not a curated record